Erigeron canadensis is the source of this 1488-nucleotide messenger RNA. RefSeq names its product protein SCARECROW-like. NCBI's taxonomy places the organism in Eukaryota, Viridiplantae, Streptophyta, Magnoliopsida, Asterales, Asteraceae. The transcript has a single exon. The record is from RefSeq and is a predicted model, not a curated record. The coding region runs from base 1 to 1488 and encodes 495 amino acids. Gene Ontology annotation, molecular function: DNA-binding transcription factor activity; sequence-specific DNA binding. Gene Ontology annotation, biological process: regulation of DNA-templated transcription. Gene Ontology annotation, cellular component: nucleus.
AUGAGAGCAGGUUUUGAUGUGGUUCAAGGUGAUCUUGAGUUGAUCCAACCCCAUGAACAAUGGGACUACAGCAACACUCAUGGUCCUUAUGUCACAAGUACUAAUAUAAAUUCUAGCUCGGUAAAUGGUUUUAGUGAUUAUAGUUCAAAGCCGCAUGUGAACUUAGAGCGACCGAAUGAGCUAUCUGAAUGGGUUGAGCAAGUCACUAAAACACUCAUCGAAGACAUGCCAGAAUCCAACCCCGAAGAGAGCUUCCAGACGGAUGCUGACGUGCCAACUACUUAUGGUAGUAGUGUUUCCCCUCAAAUGUGUGAAACAAGACCACGAAAGAUGGCAAGGAUGAAUAAUUGGUCGGAGGAGGUUCAAGUUGGUGAUCAGCAAGGUAAUCAAGGGUUGAGUUUGAUAGCGCUUUUGUUUGAGUGCGCUGUUGCUAUUUCGGUUGAUAAUUUAGGCGAGGCUCAUAGGAUGGUUCUAGAGUUAACCCAAAUGGCUUCCCCUUAUGCACCAUCUUGUGGGGAGAGGGUUGUUGCUUAUUUUGCAAAGGCCAUGGCUAGUAGGAUUGUAAACUCAUGGCUAGGCUUUUGCUCACCUUUGACUAACCAUAAGCUAAUUCAUGGUGCUUUUCAAGUCUUCAAUAAUAUCUCUCCGUUUGUCAAGUUUGCUCAUUUCACUUCUAACCAAGCCAUUUUGGAGGCCUUUCAACGUCGAGAAAGAGUUCACAUAGUGGACCUUGAUAUUAUGCAGGGUUUGCAGUGGCCUGCAUUAUUCCAUAUUCUUGCCACACGAAUGGAAGGCCCGCCACAUGUCAGAAUGACUGGAAUGGGCGCUUCCAUGGAACUCCUACUGGAGACCGGAAAACAACUCUCAAACUUUGCCAAACGUCUCGGGAUGUCAUUUGAGUUUCAUCCCGUGGCAAAGAAAUUUGGAGACAUAACUGAUCUCUCCAUGCUACAAAUUCGAAGAGGAGACGCGCUAGCAAUACAUUGGCUUCAACAUUCACUUUAUGACGCCACAGGAACCGAUUGGAAGACCAUGAGACUCCUUCAAGAGCUUAACCCUCGAAUCAUCACCUUAGUUGAACAAGAUAUAUCUCAUGGAGGCUCAUUCCUAGACCGAUUUGUUGGUUCUCUUCAUUACUACUCCGCUAUAUUUGAUUCUCUUGGGGCGUUCCUCCCUAGCGAAGACACAAGCCGUCAUCGUGUAGAGCACUCGUUGAUCCAUAGAGAGAUCAACAACGUUCUCGCGGUUGGUGGACCGGGAAGGAGUGGGGAUGAUAAAUUUAGGGUAUGGAGAAGUGAAUUAGGAAGAAACGGGUUCUUGCAAGUGCCAAUGAGUGGGAAUUCAUUAGCACAAGCUCAGUUGAUUCUUAAUAUGUUUCCACCAACACAUGGUUAUAGUUUGGUUCAAGUAGAUGGGACACUUAGAUUAGGAUGGAAAGAGACUGCUUUGUAUACUGCUUCUGCUUGGACUUGUCAUGUUUCAAGAUAG